AUGUCUGACGCAAGCCACCCUCAGCACGAAAAAGUUCAUCUGGAGAAAAACAUGAAAUGCCUGGCCUGUCCACGAAUGUUCAUUUCUAAUUCAGCGAUGAUGCUUCAUCUCGAGCACGGCACAUGCGAAUCAGGCGCCAACCUCCGCGUUAUCCAGAACGUGGUUGCAGAUUGGUAUGAGGAGUACGGACCAGCCGGACAUGACCACGAAGACGAUUUUCGAUGCGAGAACUGCGGUUCUUGUUUUAAUCGACUGAGCGCCUUGCUUCAGCAUGCUGAGAGUGAGACCUGUGAUGCUGCUGUGUGGGAUUUCUAUCGGAUUUUCGUUCACAUUGAGUAUAACCAGGACGCGUUUCAGCUUUUUGAUUACUGA
This is a messenger RNA of Fusarium graminearum PH-1, 372 nucleotides long. RefSeq lists its product as uncharacterized. The record is from RefSeq and is a predicted model, not a curated record. Bases 1 to 372 code for a protein of 123 amino acids. The transcript has a single exon. NCBI's taxonomy places the organism in Eukaryota, Fungi, Ascomycota, Sordariomycetes, Hypocreales, Nectriaceae.